UUAGAAAUGCAGUCGACGUUGUUACGUAUAACGAAGUACUUAUACCGAAUAUAAUAUUACAGUUGUACCAAUAAUUUAAUUACGACUUUAUAAUAAAACGUAUAUUAAAGUCGGCUGUGCUUUAGGUACCGUUGUAACAAAGUAACGGCACACUUUCAUAUCGGGUACACACAAACAGGAUACACGUCUUAUUUUAAAAGGUGUCGUUAAAACGCGAAACGCUUCCCAAAUAAUUAAAUCUUAUUCCUUAGCGGCGGUGACUCAACGCGGUUUGAGAACGCGCCCGGACGCGGGGUGACGUAAUGGCCACCACGUUCGAUGACGUCACCGUGACGUCACCACGGGUUACCGCUUCACAACAUUGAGACGCCUUUACGAACAAUACCAAUUCAUAGAAAGGGGCUAAUACGAGCGCAGCAGCGCAGCGUUGUUGAUUUAGAGUCGAAAUUUGUCAACAAUCUCCCCUCGGCACAAAACAUCGCGGCGCAGUGGCCGCUGCUCGAGGCCAUGGGCAAGAGUUGCAAGGUGGUGGUGUGCGGAUUGUCCUCGGUGGGAAAGACGGCGAUCUUAGAGCAGCUGUUGUACGGUAACCACAAAGUCGGCUCGGAGACCAACGAGACCCAGGAGGACAUCUACGUGGCGUCGAUGGAGACGGAGCGCGGCGUGCGCGAGCAGGUCCGCCUGUACGACACGCGCGGCCUGCGCGAAGGCGGCGUGGAGCUGCCACGUCACCUUCUCGCGCUGGGCGACGGCUUCGUGCUCGUGUACAGCAUCGACUCGCGCGAGUCCUACCGCCGCGUCGAGAACCUCAAGAAGGAAAUCGACAAGGCCCGCGACAAGAAAGAGGUAACCAUCCUGGUGCUGGGAAACAAGAGUGACCUGGCGGAUUACCGGCAAGUAGAGGCAGAGGCAGCCCAGCUUUGGGCCAAGAACGAGAAGGUGCGGCUGUGGGAGGUUACGGUGACAGACCGACGGACGUUGCUGGAGCCUUUCGUGUACCUGGCCAGCAAGAUGACCCAGCCACAGAGCAAGUCCACCUUCCCUCUGAGCCGCAAGAGCAAGGCAGGGUCCUCUUUCGAGAGCUGAGCUUUGGGGGAAGCAUUCUUACUGUUCCUGAAGCAGCAGUAGCGAUAAGGAAAAUAAAACACACUUGCUGUUCAAGAGUCCCAAAGCCACAAUUCCUGGUUGCCACAGCAUUGGUCUUCCUGGUCUACCAGUGUGGUUGCUGGGUUUUUCAUUACAUUCCUCAAAAGCCUUUUCGCCUCCUAGCAUGCAAACAAAAGUCAAAUGGGACUCUCCGUUUGUGCACUGUAACAUAUACCACUAACCUCGAGAUAUAUUUAUUUUAUUACAGAAACUUUUAGUUGACAAGUUUUUGCAACAUUGUGAGAGCCUUGUAAAACAUCUAUCGGGAACAUCUAAUAGCUGAUCAGGAUUUGAAUAGCAACACAUUUGGCAUAAUUCUCAUGUGGCGCACAGUGGAAUCUUUUUCACGCUGCUUUGUCAAUUUAAGUCGGUGGCUGCUUAUAAAAGCUUUGGUGGUAUUGCUUAAAAUUAAUUUGAGGGUAAACUUAUUGUUGUUUCAUAAGCUUCUUUUUCCAAUUGUGUAGUAAUAAUAAUUUUGAUUUAUAAAGUGCCCUUCGAGAAUGUAUCUCAGAGUUCCACAAAUGUAAAGGGGGGUGGAAUAAAUACGUAAUCGGGGAGAGAAAGCCUAAAGGGACAAGAUGGAAAAUUAUAGAAGGCUUUAAAUAGAUGAGUUUUCAGUCAGGACUUAAGUGUCUCCAUUGACUCCAAGUUCCUAAUCUCCAAGAGCAGGUAAUUCAGCACCUGGGUGCCAUACAAAUAAAAGCCCCAUCACCCCAGGUCCAAAGCCUGGAGCAUAGUGCAUCGAGUAGGACACGAUUGGUAGACCUCAGAGAUGACGGUGAUGUGUGGUUGAAACCUAACUGUUAGAUUGGUGUGGAGCAAGCCCGUUUAAAGCCUUUUACAAAAGUAUGAGAAUCUUAUAAUCAACGCGGGUUUGAACUGGGAGCCAAUGCAAGAGACAUGCGCACAAGUCUGAGACAUGAUCCCGAAUAGGGGUACGAGCGAGCACCUUGGCGAAUGCACGUUGGAUGCAUGUACAUUACGUACAUACAUUUCCUCUAUUGCAAGGACACUGAACGUUAAAACGACCAUCCUUUAGAUAAAACAGACCAUAGGUGUCAGCACUUGCUUGGGGAAUGGACGGUCUAUUGAGUACACAGAUACUUCCUUGCAUUGACGUGUAUGCAUGCCAAUGAGUCAUGGGGGAGGGGGGGGAACAAACAUUGUGAACCGAUCCUAUUUGAUCAUGCUCGGCAAUAUGACACAUCUUCCGUCUUGAGUUGCAUGCAUAGAUCCGUAAUGUAGCUUGCAGUGGCGAACCAUCGCCAGUUGCCAUUCGCAACCCUUGUUGCAAGAGACCGCUCGCUGUCCCUUUACAAAGUGUUAUUUUCGAUUUAUGACCCCUUAGGACUAAAGUCAUGACCACCGCUGCCUGCGCGCAUGGCCCAUAAAUUGACACCCCAAAGAGGUGCCAAUGAGUGCUGCCACAGCACUGCAGGAUGUUACAGAAACUUUGUAAACUAUAACGGACCCUUAAAACGGGCCAGAGGGCUGCAAGCCUAAAACAAAUGACUGCAACAUUCACUGCUUACUCAUUUCGAGCAAGAAUGAUAUCUUGAUGCACCCUUGUCUACACGUAGAUUUUUUUUUCAUUCAUGGAAAACAAGUUCUAAAUGUAGGCAAAUGCUUUUGACUGGGACAAGGAUAAAUCAAUUUACAUAUUUAAAAAAACGAUAACUGAAUUUCCAAGCAUUAUUAUCCAGCACAGCAAACUCUGCUCGACCACAUCUGGUCAAAUGUAAACAGGGAGUCCCAGAGCAAACGAUAAUAUUAAGUAGCAGAUGUUUCCCUUGCAGGAGAGAAAUGUUUAAAUUAGUUUUUAAUCUUUGCAACUCAAGUACUCCCAUUUAUUUAACAUAAUGAAAUUCUCUGUUGAAACUAGUUGGAGGAUGCUCGGAUAAAUGGCAUCCUAGCCCUUGGCUAGUUGCAGAAUCGUGACAGAGUGGACUUGGCUUGCCAUAUCCUUCCAAUCUGUGUUCAAGCGCAGUGGACUUGGCAGAAAAGCCAAGGUCUCGAACCUAAUUUUCAGGAAAGAUCUUGAGCGCACCAUUGGUUUGUAGUGCACGCCGUGACCACGCAGUCGGGGCAGGAAAGCGUGUGCUAAGAUGAUGAUAGAGCAGGACUCCCAUGUUUAUCCCAGCUGCUUCGAUGACGAUUUUAAGAUUAUUUUUGCGCCACAAGCCUCCAUGAAUUCUGAAAUAAUUUGCAUGCAUUUUCCUGUAAAAGGCUAUCUUAACUGAUGCAUAUUGUGAUCGAUAUUGUUUGUGGUGUGUGUGCACUCACAGUUGGUAAAGUUUAUUGUUGAUAAAUUAUACAUGUUUGGUAGCUGAGUAGCCAAGUUGUCUACACUCGUUAUUGAGUUGACAGUCACAUUCCUGCAGCUGCCCAGUAAUUUCUGCAGGCGAAUUACCAAAGUAUGUUGUCUGCUGCGAAGCUUAAAUUAAAGAGCCUGUUACAUCCCAUGAGUAAGCUAUUGUCAAAAACACUUAUCCCCCCCCCCCCCCCCAAAUUCUAAUGAAGUUCUGUUACUCGGGUCUCGGAUUAGGUCAUCUGUGAAGUCACCUCCCCACCGAUUUGAUGUUCUUGUAGCAAUUCGAGGUCACGAUUCAAUACAAGAAUCUGUCUCAUUUUUACCACCUAGUUUGUAAUUUUAUUUCUUUACUGUUUUGUUCGCUUCAUCAGCCUACAUUUUUCAGCGUAGAAUUUUAGCACAUUAAAUAAUUAAUUCUUGCAUGCACGAUUAUAUGCAUGUAUCAUAAAGGCUAAGAAUCGAUUUAAUUGAUGCAUCAUUGCCUAUUUAAUAUGAAAUGGAAUGUACCUUUCGCGAAAUAUGGAUGUGUAUUUAAGCGGAAGGAAAUGGCACCACUACAACAUUCCAUGAGUCACUUAUUAUAUAUUAUAUUCAGACUCAGAAUAUUUAUACUGGAGGAAUCCGAUGAGCUAUGAAGCUCUUUUCACAUGUCCAGUAGGAGCAGGUCAGACCGUUACAACAACAAACAAUACAAAACACGAUAGGAGUGAAAAGUAUUGGACAGGUAAACAAGUCACUUAAAAUAUAUAUACAAAUAAAACUUAACAAUUUGUAUCUUACCAGGCACAGCCUACUGAGAUAUUAGCUAAUUUUUCAGAAGCGAUCUGGCCACAAAUGAUAGCUCAACUAAAUGGCUUAUCAUGUGGAAAUGUAUUGCAGCAAUUUUCAUCUAAUCUAAAUGCAACGCAGAAUAUUUAUGCCUUUUUCAUUUCUGCCGAACACUGGGUUUCAGUUACUAAAAAAAAAAUCUGUCUUGGUAUAAUGUUUGGCCUUGUUGUGGUAACAAAUCUGUAUGCCGGCUCUGAGACUACUACUGUACACAGUUGAUGACUGUUAACCUGCUCGUUAUGUAUUGUUGAGCACGUGUCGGCAACUGUUGUUUGUUUCUGAAAGACCGUGAUGUGUUGUACUUGCGCGGUUCCUUAGCUUGUAUAGAUCGCAUUCUCAACAAUCCUCGUUAUGGUAUUACCUAGCAGUAGAAGUUUUUAAAGAUGUUUUUUAAUAGUGCAUGAAGUUUGUGUGGAUGUUUUAUUUUAAGUAUUUUGUCAAAGUGUCCUGGGUUUCCCUCCUGUAAAUAAAGUGUUGAUGGGUCUUAA
Lethenteron reissneri (Far Eastern brook lamprey) is the source of this 4773-nucleotide messenger RNA. RefSeq names its product NF-kappa-B inhibitor-interacting Ras-like protein 2. NCBI's taxonomy places the organism in Eukaryota, Metazoa, Chordata, Hyperoartia, Petromyzontiformes, Petromyzontidae. Gene Ontology annotation, biological process: negative regulation of canonical NF-kappaB signal transduction; Ral protein signal transduction. The record is from RefSeq and is a predicted model, not a curated record. Gene Ontology annotation, molecular function: GTP binding; GTPase activity; GTPase activating protein binding.